This is a messenger RNA of Spodoptera exigua (beet armyworm), 7614 nucleotides long. The record is from the annotation of a GenBank genome assembly. Lineage: Eukaryota; Metazoa; Arthropoda; Insecta; Lepidoptera; Noctuidae.
GUUUUCUUUCUCAUUGUUUUGGAUAGAGAAUUGAUUUGACAAUACAGUUGUCGAUUUCACUAUCUAAUCGUAAUGAACUUGUGAUCGGAAAAUAAUCUAUUUGAUAAAAUAUCAGUGAUUUAUCGUAAUGUAAUAGGCGUUCGAUUCAUCAAAGCGUAACAGUGAGAGGUGAAGAUUACUAAAUACCUAAAGAAUUCUAUUUUUUUCUCGCGACAAAUGUGAAUUGGUGCUCGUUAUGGAGGAUUAUAAGUUUCUAUUUAAAGUAGUGUUGGUCGGAAAUGCGGGAGUUGGAAAGACGUGUUUGGUACGUCGAUUUACUCAAGGUCUCUUUCCACCUGGUCAGGGUGCCACAAUUGGUGUUGAUUUCAUGAUAAAAACGGUAGAAGUUGACGGUGAGAAAGUGAAGUUGCAAAUAUGGGACACUGCUGGUCAAGAGAGGUUCCGUUCAAUAACUCAGAGCUACUACAGAUCUGCUCAUGCUCUGAUACUGGUGUAUGACAUAUCUUGCCAGCCGACGUUUGACUGUCUACCAGAUUGGCUUCGAGAAAUUGAAGAAUAUGCCAACAAUAAAGUUCUUAGGAUAUUAGUUGGUAAUAAAACUGACAGAGAAGACAGGGAGAUCCCAAGGCACAUUGGCGAAGACUUUGCACAGCGCCACGGCAUGUAUUUCUUAGAGACAUCAGCUAAAGAGGCUGAAAACGUCGAGCGAUUAUUUAUGGAAAUAGCUGUUGAACUCAUGGAACAAGCAAAAUGCAAGGAGUUGCCGAAAUACGACGGCAGCUUAGGGCCGAUCAACGGGAAAACAACGUCGUGGAUAACCAUGGCUUGGCGUUUCAAAGCCUCUAAGUAUAAAAAUGCAGCGCCGAUUGUGCCUAAACCAGAGGCAUGUAUUCGGGACAUUUGUGUUGGAUCAUAUCAGACCUAUGGAAAUAACAUUUGUGCGUCUGCUGCCUUCAUGGCUUUCAACUGGGAGCAUGUCGGGUCGAGCAUGGCUGUACUUCCCCUGGACGACUGCGGGAGAAAGAGCAAGACAAUGCCUCUGCUGCAUGCACAUUCUGACACCAUAACUGACAUGGAGUUUUCACCCUUUCAUGAUGGCUUGUUGCUGACAGGAUCACAGGAUUCUUUGGUGAAAAUAUGGCACAUUCCACCUGAAGGUUUAAAGGAGUCUCUAUCGACUCCAGAGUGUACGUUGUCUCAAAAACAGCGUCGAGUCGAGAAUGUUGGCUUUCACCCGGUGGCUGAUGGCCUGAUACACGUCGCUUCGGGCCACGAACUCGCUCUUUGGGACCUCACUAAACAAAAAGAGGCUUUUGGUUUCGAUUCAGCCCGUCUCCGUCAAAUAAUGAUCCGUGAUAUCCGCAACUUAUCACAAACACAGAAGACAUUAGAGCUGGACUGUUCCACUGGAAUCCUGAUGCCGCUGUUCGAUCCCGACACUAAUAUGCUGUUCCUAGCUGGAAAGGGAGACACUACAAUCCUGUACAUGGAGCUUACGGACAGGGAACCUUACCUCAUUGAAGGAUUGAGACAUUCCGGGGAACAAACAAAGGGUGCUUGCUUAGUACCGAAGCGAGCUCUUCGCGUGAUGGAAGGAGAAGUGAACAGAGUGCUACAACUGGCUGGGUCCUCGGUUGUGCCUAUCAUGUACCAGGUACCGAGAAAGAGUUACCGCGACUACCACGCAGAUUUGUACCCAGAUACGUCUGGCUCAGUGACGUACCUCAGUGCCCCGAUGUGGCUCGAUAACCAAGACCACCCAGUACCCAACAUUUCUUUGCACCCAGACGCUAAUAAUGGUACACAGAUUCAUCGUGGGAACUUAGAAGAGAUGGUGAAGGCCAUAUUAGCAAUGCCUCCACCGAAAAAGACCGAUACAAAGAAAACGACACCGGCUCCAGUACAGAACGAAGAACCUGUAAAAACAGUAACAAAACCACCACCAGAGCCAAAAGACGAAGACCGAAUUGACUUUGUUAAUGUAAAAGACCUUAUUAAGGGUAUGGAAAGACAGAAAUCUAACAAAGUAGACUAUCAGAAAGAAACAAAUGGUUUCCACAAGAAGAUAACAGAUAACGGUCACGAUAAUUUUCAUGAGAAGAAAAUUGAUUCUGAAUCAGAGAAGCCCGAACCAGACGUUAUUCCGCAAAAGAUUGAAGUGACCGAAUACAAUGAUGAAAAGACCGAAAAGACCAUGGAGAAAACUGAUAGUACGGAGUCAACCGAGUCUUCUCUAUCAAGGAGCAACAGUUUGAUUAACGGGUUGCCCGUUCAGGUUCCAAAGCCGAUGCCCAGAUCCUCUAUUUCGGAAGCAGGCUCCAUGGAGGAGCAUUCAGAGAUCCCUAAACCAAAACCUAGGACCACAACAGUACCUGGGUCUGGUUACAAGGUACAUGAGCCUCGUCUUGGACCGAAGCCGUUCUCAGCGGCUACUGGCAACGAAGAUUUCUCAUUUGAUAAAGUCUUCUCAGUGCCAGCUGUUCCUGGACUUACAAAAUCUGAUUCAGCAUCGUCACCGGUAUCUGGGCAAGCGACCACCCCGACCGCUUCAUCGACACCCACUGCCAAAGAUGGCAGCGAAGACAAGGACAAGUCGCUGUCGCCGACUAGCGAUGUGGAAAUCGCGCCUAACAAAGAGGAAUAUACGAACGGCAAAUCGGACACGAGUUUAGAAGAAGAAGUCAAUUCUUCUGAUUCCGGCUACCGCCCGAAGACCCCAAGCACAGCGGAGCGAAGGAAAAUGUUUGAAAAUACCGACGGUGCCCAGUCAAUAGCUGAUCGGCGUCGUGCGUACGAGUCCAGGUCUGUUAGUGUCGCCGUCGAGUCCGAUACACCGCCAUCGCCCGCUCCUCUUAGACGUCGAGAUUCCCUGAAGUCCCGUAAAAGUCCGGAUCGCGAAGACAAGAGGGCUUCGGUACCCAAUGUCACCACAAAGAGGACCUCCACCGUAUUUGGGAAGGUAUCGAAGUUCCGUCACUUGAAGGGAACUCCAGGCCACAAGUCUACUCAGUUGGAGAAUAUUAAGAAUAUUAGCAGACAGAUAUCCGGGGAAUGCAACGGUUUCUAUGCGAACGGGUACCGUUGCGCCGUCCCGCUGGGCGGCGGCGGCGGCCGCGUCGGCGUGUUGGAGCUGCCGGCGGGCGCCACGGCGGCCGCGCGGGCCCCGCGAGCCGCGCCCGGCGCCGCGCGCGUCUCCGCGCUGCUGCACCCCGCGCCGCUGCAGGACUGGGCCUGGGACCCCUUCCGCCCCACCAGGCUGCUCGUCGCAUGCGACGACGGACUCGUCCGCGAGUGGAUCAUACCCGAACAAGGGCUACAAGAAUCAACGAACGAGCCGGCUCGAACGUUCUCAGCGCACCCGGACAAGAUCUACAUAAUCCGGUUCCACCCGACCGCCUCAGACUUACUGACGACCGCAGCUCAUGACUUGAGUGUCAAGAUCUGGGACUUGAACCCGGAGACUCCUGUAGCAGCCAUUAUUCUAACUGGCCACACUGAUCAGAUAUUCGCAUUGGACUGGUCGCCUUGUGGGGAAUAUCUCGCUACAGUAUGCAAAGAUGGACUUAUAAGGGUAUACAAGCCCCGGUCGUCGACGGAGCCUAUAGCGAGCGGGCCGGGGCCGGCCGGCAGUCGCGGGGCGCGCAUAGUGUGGGCCCUCAACGGAACACAUCUCGUCGUCACCGGGUUUGACAAAGUAUCAGAGCGUCAGAUCCUGCUAUACAAGGUUAGCGACCUGUCUGCGCCCGUGUGCACGGUGGGCCUGGAUGUAUCCCCCGCCAUACUGCAGAUACAUAUCGACCACGAUUCCGGAACUCUGUUCCUUACAGGACGGGGUGAUUCAACGAUCUACUGUUACGAGGUAACUAGCGAGGCUCCCCACUUAUGCGCGUUGUCACAUCACCGCUCGCCCACACUGCACCAAGGCAUCGCCUUCUUGCAGAAGAAUCUAGUCGCUGUUGAAAAGGUGGAGUUUGCAAGAGCACUACGACUGACUAAUGGAAAUGUCGAGCCGCUGUCUUUUACUGUACCCAGAAUAAAGAGCGAGUUAUUCCAAGACGACCUGUUCCCCCCGACGUUGGUGACGUGGGAGCCGUGGCAGGACGGUCGGGGCUGGCUCAACGGGGACAUCGUCGCCCCGCGCAUUGUCAGCCUGCAGCCGCCGGGGAUGGAGCCAUUAUCGGCACAUACCGCGGCAUCGCCUGUAUCCCGCGAGGCCCGCGACAAACCUGCCGCCGCCGCCAAGCCCAAGCCGGACCUCAUCAAGUCGCAUGUACCGCAAGAUACCAAGGCUAAGGAGGACAGCAUAAUGAAAUCCAUUAGCGCCAAAGUGCAGAUGAAUUUGAAAUUGGAACAAGAUAGUAUGGAAGGCGUAGACGAAUCCGAAUGGGAUCAGUGAAAGGUAACCCGACUAAAUCAAAGUGCAAUUGAACAACUCUAGCUUGUAGUGUUAUUUAGAGGCUCCCGAAAUCGGUCGCGUUAUAUGUACAUCGACUGAUCGCCCGUAGACUGAUUUUGGCGGUACGAAUAUAGAUAUUUGCUUGAAAACUAACUUCGUACUGAAUUUCGAGAUUAUUUUCUGAAUUUCUAAUGUUUUGUUCUAUAAAUACCGUUUCAAUAUUGGUUUGUAUGCAUAGAAUAUAUUAAAAGAACAAAGGGUGAUCUAUUAAAAUAUUCUUGUUUAGUUUUGACUUCGAAAAAGCAGGACAGGUUACGCACAAGAUUAUAUUUUAAAAAAAGUAGGCUAGUAACAUUUGAAUUCUAUACCAACACAGUUAUUAAUUUUAUAUAAUCGAAGAUUUUGACCGAUAGAAGAAUGGAGUCUUUCUAUCUCUAUACGUACCGCCAAAUUGAUAAUAAAAAAUAAAAAUAGCACCCCUCGCAAACAAAAAAUAACUUUUUAUACCUAUCAAUAAACUUGGGAUUUCAAAAUAUUUUAUAGAAAUUUUUCCAGUGGAUCCCAUUUUUUACAUUUUAAUCUUAGAUAUCAAAUAGUCGUGGUAAUGUAGAGUAUGUUAUACGUCGGCGCAUAAGUCCAAUAAUAUGUACUGAUUAUAGUUAUAAGUCCACCGUCAAAGUAUACAUUGGGAUUUGCAAAUGGGAGAUAGGGAUGAGAGAGAAAUGAAAAAAGGGUAAAAUUUACUAAGGGAACGUAAAAAAAAAAACGAAAGUUGUUGCACAUUGUAUUUAAGCUUAACUAGGCAUCUCAGGUUUGAAAUUGAUCAAUGAAUUUACAAUGAAUUUUAUAACUAUAAAUCUCCCUACAAGAUAUCUCCCAUUAGCAAAUACAAAUGCUAAUAUAAAAUAUAUCAAGUUACUGCUCACGGCCAGUCACAUUUUCAUCGCGGCACUGCUAAUAAAUUAUUUGCUAAAAUGCUAACUCGUGAUCUCAUUGAUAUUCGACCAAAACUCAACCAACCAUGCUCAUAGAAUGCUCACAUUACGCGUUUAUUAUUGACCCAUAAUUUGUUCUAAUAAUUACUACCAAAAUGCUCAAAAUUCCAUUUCAAAUCGAUAUAUUUACUAAUCGAUUACAAACUCGAUCAUCGCAUAAAAUUUUUGUUAAACAAAUAGGUCAGCGCAACAUUCCUACAUAUUGCCAUAAAAAGCAUUUAUUUAUAUUGCGUAUUUACUUUAUGUAUGUAAUAACAAAAAAUAUUGAUUAUACGUAUGAUUUGUAUGUAAUACUUGUAUGUAAGGAUGUGUAGGGUAUUCAUACUUAUUAGGGAAUUGACAUAUAUGAUGUAUCCGAUAUUCUAUAGUCACCAUAAUAUUGAUAAAAGUAUCACUGGCUUGUGAUCAUUGGAAAUCUACGGCCAACUAGCAGGUGAAACAACGCUGUGGUUGUUUCCCGCCGGUUUUCUUUAAGGCCUUGGUAUCACUAAUUAUUGUAAUGAAAACUAACAUUACAAGACUGACGGAUCAUGAAAUAAAACAUAUUCGUUGAUAUCUAAAUCUAAAAGGAAAUAAUAGAUUUGCAAUGAUCACUAAGGUCGUUUGGAAAUACAAUGAAGAUGGAAUAUGUGGAUUAAUCAGCCAUCUAUUUUUAAUAGAUUAAAAUUCUCGAUUUGUAAAACUAUUUCUUGCACUUGAAUACUAUUUUUCUUUAUACCGUUUUAUGUCUUCUUAUCUUCAGUAAUGUAGCUAAUCUAAAAUCCAUCUUCAUUGAAUUUCCUACUUAGUCUUUGUAUAUGAAAAAAAAUCUGUAACUAUAGUGAAAGCGCGACUUAGUACCGCUAGUUGAUGCCAUAAACACAUCACUUUUUGCUCAAAACGCCAAAGACUAUGUUUUUCUUGUCAAUAUGUUGAAAUUGUAUUAGUUUAUAUUUUUAUUUUGAAAACUUAUAUUGAGAUGUGAAAGUAACUAAUGCAGCGAUGUUCAUCGUCUGUCGAAAAUAUUUAUUUAAAAUCAAAACGAGACAGUAGAAGUUACUCGACUGUCUCAACCCUAUUUUCUCUACUAUUGCGAAAAAGUUGCAAUUGACAGAAAUAUCUAGAUAGCUAGAUUUUGUACCUAGUAUUAAAAUGGAAUCUCAUUUUUAAAUUAUGUAUUUCAUAUUCCCAUUCAAAAUAAAAUUUUAAAGUCAUGAAAUUAAAAGUUAAAGCGCAUCAAUAGGCCUACAAGAGCGAGUAUGACGUAUGUAUUGUCCUCUCACUUACGUCCCACGGAGUUAGAGCGAGACAAAAGUCAGGGAUGUCAUACUCAAGCUUUCGUAUUUUACUUAAAUAUUUACGAAUAGGUGUAAUUUUUAUUCACUAGUCAAAAAUAUAUACUUUAAAUGGGAAGAUUCUUAAAAAUAUAUUCAAAAUGUAUUACUUUAUGAUUAAUUUAUGAUUAAGAUUUCUAUGUAUAUUUUUAGUUUAGAUUGUGAGCGGUUUGUUGUCGGUGGGAUUGUAAACAUAUAUUUUACCAAUGCAAUGAAAUGUGGAGCUAAUACAAUUAAUUUAUUAACAGUUAAUGAAUAAAGAUAACAAACCAAUCAAAAACCGACCUUAUGUCGUACAGAAAAUGAAAUAAAAUAUCACCGACACCAAACGUACGCUUCAUACUACUGCACACUAUAUUCAUAUCAAAAUAAAGAAAUCACCACAAUAUAUCGUUUGUUAGUAAUAACGCACCUUUGGUAACAAGUAUAUUUGAAACAAUAUUUAAAAGCAAGAGAUAAAAUACAUUUUAUAAAGGGACGUGGUCUCGGUAACAGCGGGCACAUAAGCUGAGCGGAUUUUAUAAGACUGGUUUUCUACCAUGAUUUAUUUUAUAUUAUAAUUAUAACUAGGAUCAGCUUUGCAAGGGUGCUACGCUGAUAUUAAAUUUCUCCACCAUUUGAUGGAUGUUUUUAUACAUAUAAACCUUCCUUCAAUCACUAUCUAUUAAAAAUCCGCAUCAAAACCCGUUGUGUCGUUUUAAAGAUACAUGUACUAGUACAUAUCUACAUGGAUAUAGAUAGGACAGAGGAAGCGACUUUGUUUUAUACUAAGUAGUGAUGAUUGUUGAGAGACUAAUUCACUUAUCGACGAAAUUACUCGACUUGUUUCAAGUCGCUCCAGUGGCCGAUAAUCAUGAACAGUUGAGGUUGACGUUUUGCAGUCUUGAUGGUUAAUUUUGUUCACAAAAUC